This is a messenger RNA of Myxocyprinus asiaticus (Chinese sucker), 5697 nucleotides long. Its product is annotated as sodium-dependent serotonin transporter-like. Gene Ontology annotation, molecular function: serotonin binding; serotonin:sodium:chloride symporter activity. Gene Ontology annotation, cellular component: membrane; neuron projection. Gene Ontology annotation, biological process: serotonin uptake; sodium ion transmembrane transport. The coding region runs from base 2516 to 4456 and encodes 646 amino acids. The transcript is spliced from 14 exons. The record is from RefSeq and is a predicted model, not a curated record. NCBI's taxonomy places the organism in Eukaryota, Metazoa, Chordata, Actinopteri, Cypriniformes, Catostomidae.
GCAUGUGUUAAACAAGCGUUAAUAUCAUGUAAUGUGGAAACAAACUCAUUUAUCGAUAUUACUUAAUAAAAGGAAUGUUUAUCUCUUACUUUGUAUAUCUCACUGAGUGUCGACAUGUUUGUGUGACAUCAUGUCCCUUCAUCUUGGCGAAAUUGGAGUUGAGAAUUUCUGCACGAGCCUACAAAUUGUAAUUCUUACUUCAAGACGCAUUCCAUUGCACUUUUCCUAGUAGGAAUUUGUAAAAUCCGACUUUCCAAGUUGAAUGGAAUACAGCACUACUUUUCAAAACUUGAUCUGACACUGAAUGCUCAAGCAGCCUAAUUUACACUUAGAAAACUCCUGAUGUUUCUAUAACUAUGCAAAAAGCACUUACCAAUUUACUUGAAGUGAAAAUCAGCCCUCCUUUCCUGUUUAAUAAAUUAAGCAAUCACACAUGCAGAACAUCUCGUGUUUUUAAAUCCAUAAGAAUCUCUUUCUCAAUAGUGAUGACAGCCGACCCGUCAGGCAGCUUGAUCUUACACUUUUCGCUCUUGAAUUACUUACGUCACUUAAAGCGUGAUUGCGUCACUCAAGGCCAGCUAGAAGGCCUCGACUGGGACAUAUCCUAAAGAUCACACCCACCAAGAACAAAUAAAUCAAUCUGACUGGCUGAUGAAUCUGACAAUCUGAUUUUAGAUGCUCAUUCAUUUGCAGUGUUGAGGGAUUCUGUGGAAAUUCUGAAGGCCUGAGGGGGUGGAGCUCAAACUCACGCGCUGCUUCAGCUAACGAGCUCUGCUUUGGGCAUGUGAUUUAUGAAAUAGCUGUCACACUUUGCUUGUAAGCAUCAAGGAAUAAAUUCUGACUGGAUAAACUUUUUUUUUUUCUCUCUAUUUGUUUAAUUAAGAGUGGAAAGCAAUUAAAAAUACAUAGGCAAAAAGGGAAUGAAAGGAUGAAAAAUAUUUAUUUAUUUAUUUGGCUUGUUAGGCCAGCAGAGAAGGCUUUGCUGCCCCUGAUAAAUCACCACUGAUUACGAUUAGCUUAUUAUGCUGCGAUGAAGUAUUUGGUUAAUAUCUAGACUGGAUGCAGUGCUCCACAAUUAUUAAUUACAAACAGCUUUUACAGAAAGUAAUGUCGUUUCUGAAAGCUUGUUCACCUACCCUCCAGCUAAAAAUUGGAUGCAAUGUGUGUUAAUCAAUUAAAAUCACUAGUAUUGUUUCAUGGCAUUACUCUAGUAUUGAUUAUUAUUGAUCAGCUGAUCAGUAUAAUUUGUUAUGGUCAUUUUUAAAUGAUUAAACUUUAAUAAAAAGGUUUCAACCUUUUAUUUCUAUGAAAAGAGUUCUGUUGAGAUCUCGUUAACAGGAAUAGCUCAUGUUGUUGACAUUUCAAAAUGUUCCUUGAAGUUUGUUUGUUAUUAUUUAACUCUCACAUAUUGCACAUGUUCUUAAAAAUAAAUGCACCGAAUGUAAAUAUGAUCUCCCGUUAUAAUCUUGUAAUUUCAUACCAGUGUAAAGGUAAGGUUUAUUGUGUUCUUUAUGUUCGAAUGAAUCUGUGUAACAUCAGGUUCCAUCUUAGUGUAAUUUCAGUAGCAACAAUGUCAAGAAAAAUGAAAAUAAAAAUGUGUGUCUUGGCAGCUCCCUAUGGCUUAAUGUUGCUGUGGCAUGUACAGAGUUCACUUAAUGUUUAACAGCUUUUACCCUAUGUUUCAAGGGUAUGCUUUUUUGUGAUUAACAUUUUUAUUGAUUCCCACAGAAGACACGAAAAGCAAAACAUAUAUACAUGAAAUCAACAUUUAACAUUUAAUCCCCACCACUACCCCUCCCCCUCCCAAUCCUCAACCCCACCCCGACCCCCAACAAACACCCCCGUGGUCACAUGAGCAUAUUCACACAAAUAAAUAAAUAAAUAAAUAAAAUAUAAUAAUCACACACAUCUACAUCUAAACCUCUCUUUCUGCUACCUCUCCCCGAGAGCCCUCCACGCCGACCACUUGCCCCAUUUCCCAACAAACAAAUCCAAAUUACCCAGUCUAUUCAAUAUCAUUUCUUCAUAUGCUGCCACCCUCCCCGUCUCCAUGCUCCACACCUGAAAUGGGGUCAUUCCAGCCGACUUCCAUCCCCUCAAAACAAUCUGUCUGACAACCAUCACACUGGUCAGGACCCAGUUCUGUAAGUUUUUAUUGCCCACAUCGAUGACCUCCCCAUCGCCCAAAACACAGAGUCUGGGACAAAACGAAAUCUGAGUGCCCAACACGUCAUACACAACACUCUGAACCUUUAUCCAAAACCCCUGGAUCUCAACACACUACCAAAAAACAUGGGCCGUGUCUCCAUCCUCCGACUGGCAUCACAAGCAGCUGGGCCCAAGCAGUUUUAUCUCCUGAGCUAAACGUCCUGGUUAAGAACCGGUUAUACUCUCCUUGCUUUCUCCAUCCCAGCCCUCUUUUCCAGGCUUUCUAUCCCCUCAUGGGCGCGAUAUCAGCCAGAGCAAGAGGACCACCAUCUCAGCCCACUUCUCAGCCCUAACAGCAGUCUUCACCAUGGAGAUGAAACAACCAGUGAUGAUGGAUCGAGAAGAUGAGAGCAAGCAGGAGAAACAACAGAAGUCGCAAGAGAACGGUAGGCUGGUUGCGGACAGUGUUGCGGACAAGGGUCAGAAAACAGGCUCAGGGCCUGGGCAGGUCUCCAAUGGCUACCCCAGCACAUCUCUACAAAGUCCCAGGGAGGUCACCGGUGCUGGGACAGAUAGGGGAAGCAACCCUGGAACGUUCAGAACUCUGGUGGUCCAGCAGACCAGUCUGGAUCCGCCAAGGGAGACCUGGAGCAAAAAGAUGGAUUUCCUGCUCUCUGUCAUCGGGUAUGCAGUGGACCUGGGAAAUGUGUGGCGCUUCCCCUACAUCUGCUACCAAAAUGGUGGCGGUGCUUUUCUCCUGCCGUACCUGCUGAUGGCUGUGUUUGGUGGCGUGCCUCUGUUUUACAUGGAGCUGGCGCUGGGCCAGUUUCACCGCAGCGGGUGUAUCUCCAUCUGGAAACACAUCUGCCCCAUCUUCAAGGGUAUAGGCUUUGCUAUCUGCAUCAUUGCACUCUACAUUGCCUUCUACUACAAUACCAUAAUGGCCUGGGCUCUCUACUACCUCCUGUCCUCCUUCCGCGCCACGCUUCCCUGGACCACCUGCAACAACCAGUGGAACACUCCUAAUUGCACCCACUACCUGUCCACCGACUUGAAUGUCUCCUGGACCGACAGUUCCAUCUCUCCUGCUGAGGAGUUCUAUAUACGACAGGUGUUGCAGGUACAUCUGUCCCCUGGUCUUCAUCAGCUGGGCUGGGUGAGCUGGCAGCUGGCCCUCUGUCUGCUCUUCAUCUUUACUGUUGUCUACUUCAGCAUCUGGAAGGGGGUCAAGACCUCCGGCAAGGUAGUGUGGGUGACGGCUACCUUUCCGUACCUGGUAUUGUUUAUCCUGUUAAUAAGAGGAGCCACGCUACCCGGAGCAUGGAGAGGAGUGGUCUUCUACCUAAAACCUGAUUGGAGCAAACUUCUCACCACCUCAGUUUGGCUUGAUGCAGCUGCACAGAUCUUCUUCUCUCUGGGUCCAGGCUUUGGUGUUCUCCUGGCCUUUGCUAGCUACAAUCCCUUUCAUAACAACUGCUACAAAGAUGCAUUGAUCACAAGUUCGGUUAACUGUUUGACCAGUUUCCUGUCAGGCUUCGUGAUCUUCACAGUGCUGGGCUACAUGGCUGAGAUGCGCCAGCAAGGGGUGGAAACUGUAGCUAAGGAUGCUGGUCCCAGUCUGCUCUUCAUCAUCUAUGCUGAGGCUAUUGCCAACAUGCCAGCUGCCACAUUCUUCGCCAUCAUAUUCUUUCUCAUGAUAAUUAUGCUGGGACUGGACAGCACGUUUGCUGGUCUGGAAGGGGUAAUUACGGCCAUGUUGGAUGAGUUCCCCCACCUGUUGGCCAGGAGGAGAGAGUGGUUUGUGCUGGGUCUGGUGUGUGUCUGUUAUUUGGGCGCCCUCACUACUCUUACUUACGGAGGUGCGUUUGUGGUUAAACUAUUUGAGGAGUACGCCACGGGCCCUGCUGUUAUCACUGUAGUCUUUCUCGAAGUCAUUGCUGUUUCCUGGUUCUAUGGGACGACACGUUUCUGCAAUGACGUGCACCUGAUGCUUGGCUUUUCCCCCGGUGUGUUUUGGAGGGUCUGCUGGAUAGCCAUCUGUCCUUGUUUCCUACUGUUCAUUAUUGGGAGUUUCCUGGCCUUCCCUCCAGAGGUAAGGCUGUUUGGCUACCUGUACCCAUUCUGGACCACGGUACUGGGCUACUGUAUUGGGGUUUCCUCCUUCAUCUGUGUGCCUUCCUACAUGGUCUACUAUCUGCUCACCACCAAAGGGACCUUAAAACAGCGCCUGCUAAAGAGCAUCACUCCUGAGGCUUCCGGUUCCAGCGGCUCUCACAUAGACACAAUUGUCGUCACCAAUGUCGUGUGACAUUAAGGCAUUUCACCCUCUGCUGGACAUAGAGCACAAAUUGAGGGGACCCGUGGCCCCUGUAAGGGCCCCAGCUGACCUCCCUUCACCUCAUCCCAGAGGAGUCUGCUGCCUGUACUGUGUGAUGGUGGGGCCAGGCCUCUGAUUACAGCAAUUGUUUUAUUUUAAUUCAUGCCAUACCACUGUCAUCGCUCAUGAUGAGUUACUGAUUUGGGGGGACCAAAUGUCAAAUUUAGUCAGUCACAUGUAUUUGAUUUUGCACAGGAGUGUUUGUGUGUGCAUGAGCGAGUGUGUGUGUAUGUGUGUGUGUGUCCACCAGGCCUCUAAAUGGAGCAUAUAUUAAGGUGAGUGUUUAGCCUACAUUUGGUAGGUAUGUUUCAACUGUAAGGCAUAUAGUAAAAAUAUGUAUUUAUUUGUGGAACAAUUGUGGUAUUCCAUUCAUAUAAUGCUUAUUUUGAUUAUUUAUGACUCUUUGUCUCUCUUUGUCUGCCUACACAGUUACCAUUUACUUGUAGUAUUUACAAGGAUGUAACCAAAUAUUCAGGAUUUGGGGGGACCAAAUGUCAAAUUUUAAGAAUCGUAACUGAAAAACCAAUAUUGAUCGACCACUAAGCUGAACGUUGGGUAAUAGUGACCCCCUCAUGUCUGGUUACGGUCCUGAGCAUUUAUUUACAUACUACUUUAUGUGAGUUACACAAUGUAGCAGAAACCAAAUACUAAUGUGCUUGUUAUAAAUGCUUCAGCCAUUAUCCUCAAUAUGUUUUUUGCCUGAGAAAAAAGGUGUGACUGGACAUCAUAGUAUGUAUACAUGUAUUUUGUAAGUGUUGCUAUUCUUGUGGUCUGGCAUUCUGUGAUGACUCGUUGAAUAUGUAGAGUGGGCAAAUACGAGAACAUCGAUUACUCUGUCGAACUGACACGUGUGAGCUGUAAAUUGAGGUAGAAGUAAAAUGCCAUGGUCAGUUCUGUCAGUGUGUGUGUGCAUGCCGUAGUCUAUAUUGUGCGUCUGUGUGUGUGUGAGUGUGUGCUUCAUUCCAGUGCUGAUCUUUCCCUCUUCUUUCUCAUCAGAAUUUACUAUUCUGUCUAUGAAUAGUAUUGAGAAUCUAUUGUACUUUUUAAAGUCCAACUUUGAUCUAUGUACGUCCACAAGACUGUUAAGAGAAACCAUGUAUAGGACAAAGACAUAUAUGAAAUAUUAGAGAUAUAAAAUAAAAGUAUAUGGAUUAAUAAUGAUUGUGUUUAUA